AUGGCGUCCGAGGCGCCGCCUCCUUCGUUGUCUCCAUCGCCACCCGCCUCCCCGGAGCCGGAGCUGGCCCAGUUGAGGCGGAAGGUGGAGAAGUUGGAACGCGAGCUGCGGAGCUGCAAGCGGCAGGUGCGGGAGGUGGAGAAGCUUUUGCACCAGACGGAGCGGCUGUACCAGAGCGCCGAGAGCAACAACCAGGAGCUCCGCACCCAGGUAGAAGAGCUCAGUAAAAUACUCUAUUGUGGGAGAAAGGAAGAUAAUAAGAAGUCUGAUGUAGAAGUACAAACAGAGAACCACCCUCCUUGGUCAAUCUCAGAUUAUUAUUAUCAGACAUAUUAUAAGGAUCUUAGUCUUCCAAAUAAAGUGACAGAACUUUCAGUUCAGCAAGAUCAGGAUAUCGAAGCUUCUGCUUAUAAUUUUAAAGACCAAUCACAAAUAGAAAAUGAGGUGUACGCUGGUACUGAUGUAACGGAAAAGGUUGAAUGUGAACAAGAGGACCACUUUGCUUCAAAUUCACAGGAGCCAGCAUCUGCAUUAGCAACAGAAGAUGCAUCCCUAGAAGGGUCAUCAUUAGCUGAAAGUUUGAGAGCUGCAGCAGAAGCUGCUGUAUCACAGACGGGGUUUAGUUAUGAUGAGAAUACUGGACUGUAUUUUGACCACAGCACUGGUUUCUAUUAUGAUUCUGAAAAUCAACUAUAUUAUGAUCCUUCCACUGGAAUUUAUUACUACUGUGAUGUGGAAAGUGGUCGAUAUCAAUUUCAUUCUCGAGUAGAUUUGCAACCUUAUCAGACUUCUAGCACAAAACAAAAUAAAGAUAAAAAGUUGAAGAAGAAAAGAAAGGAUCCAGAUUCUACAACAAAUGAGGAAAAGGAUUUGAAUUCAGAAGACCAAAAAGCAUCCAGUGUUGAACAUAUAAACUGCAGUGAGGGAGAAGAUUGUGCAAAUGUGAAAAAGAAAGCCAAAAUAGACAUUCCUUACAAAAAUAGUUCCCAUGAAUUCACUGUUCCAAUUAUCGGAAAGACUAUAGAAUCUCCUCUUAAUGAAAACAUCUAUAAUUCAACCUCAUUUAAAGAUGAGAAAGUCAUAGAGACUGAAAGCGAGCCAGAAGAAGGUGAAAUUACAGACUCUCAGACUGAGGACAGUUAUGACGAAGACACUACCAGUGAAGACAGUGUAACUUCAGAAGAUACUGAGGAUGAAGAUGAGGAAAAAAUUUGGCCCCCUUGUAUUAGAGUAAUUGUUAUUAGAUCACCAGUGUUGCAGACAGGAUCACUUUUUAUAAUUACAGCUGUAAACCCUGCUACCAUUGGAAGAGAAAAAGAUAUGGAGCAUACUCUUCGAAUCCCUGAAGUUGGUGUCAGUAAGUUUCAUGCAGAAAUUUAUUUUGAUCAUGACUUACAAAGUUAUGUCCUUGUGGAUCAAGGCAGUCAAAAUGGUACAGUUGUUAACGGAAAACAGAUUCUUCAGCCUAAAACUAAAUGUGACCCUUAUGUACUUGAGCAUGGAGAUGAAGUGAAAAUUGGAGAGACUGUGUUGUCCUUUCACAUUCACCCUGGCAGUGAUACCUGUGAUGGCUGUGAACCAGGGCAGGUUAGAGCUCACCUUCGUCUUGAUAAGAAAGAUGAAUCUUUUGUUGGUCCAACACUAAGCAAGGAAGAGAAAGAGAUGGAAAGGAGAAAAGAGUUAAAGAAAAUACGAGUAAAAUAUGGUUUACGGAAUACAGACUAUGAAGAUGAAAAGGCAUUGAAGAAUCCAAAAUAUAAAGAUAGAGCAGGAAAACGUAGGAAGCAGAUUGGCAGUGAAGGAACUUUCCAAAGAGAUGAUGCUCCUGCAUCUGUUCAUUCUGAAAUUACUGAUAGCAACAAAGGCCGGAAGAUGUUGGAAAAGAUGGGUUGGAAAAAAGGAGAGGGCCUGGGGAAGGACGGCGGAGGAAUGAAAACUCCGAUUCAGCUUCAGCUUCGACGAACACAUGCAGGCUUGGGAACAGGUAAACCAUCCUCAAUUGAAGAUGUUCACCUUCUCCAAAACAAGAGCAAGAAGAACUGGGAGAAAGCACGAGAGAGGUUUGCUGAAAACUUCCCAGAAACUAAGCCUCAAAAGGACUCACCAGGGACAGUGCCCUGGGUCAAAGGGACUGUAGAGUGA
Pipistrellus nathusii (Nathusius's pipistrelle) is the source of this 2142-nucleotide messenger RNA. NCBI's taxonomy places the organism in Eukaryota, Metazoa, Chordata, Mammalia, Chiroptera, Vespertilionidae. The record is from the annotation of a GenBank genome assembly.